Messenger RNA from Porites evermanni, 23303 nucleotides. Lineage: Eukaryota; Metazoa; Cnidaria; Anthozoa; Scleractinia; Poritidae. The record is from the annotation of a GenBank genome assembly.
AAUUUCACGGCGCAGGCGGGGAACAAAUGAAUAAUGAUCCCUCAGGGUACGCGGAGACUUGGUCAAUUUAACGUCCGCUUGCUAAGGAACAACGACAUGUAAGUUACUCAGUCAAUUAAGUAUGAAUCGAAAGUGAGACAGGUUAUUCAGUCUAAGAGGUGACUUUGUGAAAUUGAAAGAAGUGGAAAGACGUUAUGAAAAGGAUAGGUAUGUUAUGUUAAUCCAUGCUUUGUCGCUAUAACACGUAUUAAGUUCCGUGUAUUGUGACUUUUAUGUUUAGAAUAACACGCAACUAUAAUUAGGACUCAAUGAAUGUGCUUUUUAAAGCACGUUAUUUUAUAUAACUCUCAAGUUACGCCCAGGCGGUUAUUUACAACUCGUCAUUCGAAGACCUUGGUAGUGAAACUGAAUUAUAGGAGGUAAAGCCAUACAGGCAGGCGAAAACCCGGCGACCGUAGCAAUGGAAAGCUGUAAACAGACCGAUUUAUUCCGCUUUCUCAGUUUCAAGAAAACUGCUUUAUCAGAAGACCGCAGCGGGGAUUGAUGUUCUGAUUACGGUAGAUAUCACAGUCAUAAUAUCAAGUGAACAAGUCGGUCAAGAGAGUUCAAAAGUGUCAUAGCUGGUCAAAUCCUUGAAUCGGAUUAGCGGCGGGAAAAUUCAUUAUAGCCAUAUUCAACAAUAUUCAAAGCUAAUUGCAUGUUCAUUGUUCGUUUGCAUUUUUCUUAGUGGAUUCAGUAUAGUGUAAGUUCUUUUGAAAUAAAUCCCUCCGUCAGUCAGACGCCUUCCAAAUUAAACGAUUUGUUAGCUUCAGCAAGAGCAGCAUUUGCAUAGAAUGACAACAGCUAAAUUAAUAAUGAACAUGAUUAUGGAUAAUUUGAAGUGGUACUGAAUAGAUCCUUGUCGUGUCGUGACCGAGAUACGGUUUAUCGAUUUCUUUGUUGGGAGUUUGGGCAUCAAAAAAUAGCGCAAACAAAGUACGUAGACACGGUGUCGAGCCAAUUGAACGGUAACUACAAAACACUGCUCCAUAUAUAAGUCAUUUGCUGUAAACUUAGUGGUGUCAGACGAAAAGCCGUAUUGGCCACCGACUUUUGAACUAAAGAGACGAAACACAGCUGGCGCCCGGACCAAGCCCAACGGCAUAACUCAAGCGUAUGUACCUGUAUCAAUGUUUUCCGCGAACAAACACAAUUAGUUGCUAACUUUAGCUCAUGUAUAUGGCACAAUCUCAAAUCCAAUCACGCUUUUUUUCUCACACACUGAUGCUUUGUCGUUAUAUUUAGCGCUCAGUAUGAUUUGAUCGUGCAGGCAUUCACUUGUUAUUCACACGGGGUCGGUUAAUAACAAAGGUAUUUUACGCAUCCAUGCUGUUACUGCAUUAGAGGAGCGCUGUUAAAUCAACCUGUGCAUAGUUAGAACACUUACAAAAAAAAGGCAGACUUGCUAUUCUUAUUAUAUAGUUAAUGAACACCAAAGGACAAUGAUAUUUGUCACCUCAUAUGUGUGCUAGCCGAUCAAUUUCUAUUCGUUUAGUUUCAUACUCAUAACAAUGUCUCAUUAUAUUCGCAAAAUAAAGGUAAUUGUACUUUGAGAACUUGGAGCUAAGAGCAUAUAUUAUCACAUCAGAUCUUGUGAAUGGUUAUUGAAAAGAAUAUCGCAAUACUGAACUAAGUCAAAUGUGAAACAAUGUGAAGUUAUUUAGAAACGUGGCCGACAUUCAUACGAGAAAAUAGGCGCGAAUAACAUAACUUAUUUCGUCGUUCGUGCAUCGUUAAUGAAGUUGAAUAAACACGCUAUAAGAUGAUUUGCUAAUGAUAAAAGGAUACAAUUCGACAUUCCUAUUUACAAUUUGGCUCUGGUAUUAAUUGGUCAAGAUACUUGGAAGGUAAUAAUGAUCGGAAGUUUGAAUAAUUGCAGAUUUGGUGGUUACUCUAUUUCUACCAUUACAUAACUUUCUCUUUAUUUCCAGUCUCCGGCACAAAAAGGGACCUGAAAAUUCUGAGGUGAUUACUAGCAAUAUAUGGUUUGGUCAGGGUAUAAUAAGUAAGUUUGGCGAAACACAUUAAAGGACGGUCUACGCGGAGAAAAUGCAUCUUUUUAAUUUUACUUUUGCACAAAAAGAUCCCUUUAUUGAAAAAUUAAUGUUAUGAUGUAUUCUAACUCAGCUUUCGGCGAACUGAUAACGUAUUUGUUGACGUUUGUAAGUCCCUUGUUGGAUUUACCUGCCUUGUAGAUGUCCGAAUGUUACACUGAGUGUUGAGGGGGGAAGCUCUAUCUUGCUGUCACAAAGGGAGAAAUGAUCAGUGUUUUUUUUAUAAGAUAAACUUCGCUGACAAGGAUUCAUUUUGGGGAAGCAUAUGGAAAAAAUUAUUGACGUAUAGCGAUAUUUAAUGAAGAGUAUUUGUAAACACGAAUUAUUAAUCGAAAAUCUCGUUCAUUAUUGAGUGGAUGAAUAAUUGCAUACUGAGCUUCUGAGUUCCAACUUUAUUACGAUCAGUUCAUUUUAGUUAUCAGAUCAAAACGGAAAACUGCCUUCUCUAGAACUGUUACGGCCUUGAGUCACAAAGGAAAGAUACACGAAACACAACGCAUGCAUUUAUGACUUCGCUAGAACUAUUGUAGAUUAGCAUAUGACAUGAAUUCAACGCUUGUGACCCUGCCUACUUAGGCAAAAUUAAGAAAGGAAUCAUAUAUAUUAAGGGGGGGCUUCAUUGAAAUCAUUACUUACACAUUUAUAUAAGAUUCCUGCUUACUCACUUCACGGCUUAGUACAAACGAUUAAACUUGUGCCGUGAAUAUUGAAGCAAAAUGUUUGUCCAAUCAUUAGCACAAAAAAGGAAAUUGGUAUAUUGUAAUAAAUGUCUUAAAAUGCUAUUAACGUUGAUUUGUAGCAAUUAUCUGUCGUUAUUAUUGGCUUAAAAAAAUCCUGCCGGCGAAUAAAUAUUGCGAUAGUUCGGAUUAAUUGCGGUAGCCUAACAAACGAGUGUUUACCAAGGUAGGAGACCGUUCAUCGCUAUCUCUGAGACUAUACGGAACAGUUUACCUUUCACAAUGUAACGCGGGACUUUGUGUUUAUAUCACCGCCCGACUUACCUCUAAUCCAGUGAGUCGGUUCAAUCAAAUGUUUGAUAUUGUUCAAGAAACUUUUUAAAAUUUAUUUAAACUUUGAUCAUUUUUAUACGUUUGGUAUUGUAGCAUGUUUCCUACGAAGGAAAUGCGUGAUUUGCGCCAUUUUAAAAUAAUAAUUCAGAGAAAAUUGCCGUUGCAUUGACCUUGGACGCUUAACAGUAGUUUUAAAUCGAGGCUGUUGUUAAGAUUCAGUGAUUAGUUUGUACGCUCAACGGUGCAUUCUUUCAAGCUAGUGGAGACGACCAAACCAAAGCCCCUCCGUCCUCCCUACUUCGCUACCCAAAGGGUCUCCUUCUCCCCUGGAAGCAAGCUGGUCUUGAUCUCCGACUGACUGUGCCUGCACUUAAGAUUUUAAAAAAAUAUAUCCAUAACGUAAAAAAUUGAAAGAAUGAAAUUGUCCACGUGCAUUUCAAGACAUGCCUGGGGCAGCAGCCCUUUCUAUUAGCAGGGGACAAUUAGCUAAAAACACUUGAACGACAGAGCGGAAAAACAACAAUAUCUUAUAUAGUCAUUUCGAAAGUUCACUUAAAGGACAGCUAGUCACCUUGUUUGUCUCUUAAAGUGCUGCUUUUUUGGGUCCAGAAACAUAUUUCUUUGGACACUGAAACUUCCUUCGACUGGACCGAGUAAGUAUUUAUAUAUUCUUUUUUUACCAAAGUAAGUUUGACUUUAAAAUGCUUUGUCAAUCUCGGUGGAUAGUUUAUUUUGCAAAAUGCGUUUGGUUAAGUGGUUUCGUGCGGGAAUUGAAGUUUGAGAGGUGUAUAUAACAGAGAGCCCAGCCACAACUCAAGUAGAAGGUGUAUAUGAUUUGAUUUUAAUCUAUAAGGGACUCAGUUAAAGUAUCUUGGCAUAUUACAUGUAGUUUAACUCUCCACCACUCCGGCCAUUUCUAUCUCUUACGUGUAAGAAAAAUGAAGACAGAUUUGUUCUCAGCCAUAUUCUGAAACUUGCAAACUUAACUUAUGUUUCUUUAAAUCACUGCGAUAUCAAGUCGUAAAAACGAGCCUCAUGACGAUUUAACUCAGCUUUGUAAAGAUUUUAAGUGAAUAUCAAUGUGUCCUUUCAUUGUCUCGGUCUAUAAAUUCACUGUCAAUGACAAUCGUCAAGGAAAGGCCUGCGUUUAUUGAAAAAAACCGAACACACCGUUCCAUCCCAGCAGAGCAAGCAAACUGUAUUUCCAGAAAGAAUAUGACUUAUCGUCAAUGUGUUUUACCUACUGAAUAGUUCGUGCCGAAGGAGUAAUCAAGCUAAUGGAUUCAGGCAGGAUAAUAGCUUUUACUUACUUAUGGAUUCAAUUCAGCUACCUUGGAAUGCAUCAUUAGUGCUGUGAGGGAAACCACGUGUCACGUGUCUGAUUUCAAAGACUAGGUCUAGAUCAUGCGAACUUCCAUUUUUGGCGAAUAAUCUUUAUCAUCCGCUACGCAAGAGUGAAUAAAAGUGCAAUUAACACCGCGUGCUGCCACGCUAAACUGAGCAUGUUCACUCUACGGAACUGAGAAACGACUACUAAUAUUUAGGAAAAAUUUCUUAGAAGAAUGGACAACACUUUGAUUGACUUCACCACCUUGGUUCGUACACCUGUUUCGUCCGAAAAAGACCAAUUCAAAAAAAACUUAAUAGUGGAAAAAAAUUCCUGACUGUAAUUCGGAAAGUAAGGCUUGGUUAGGAAAUGUUAAUAACAAGAUGUGGGCGUUGAAAUCGCUGAAUCAUAACUCGAAAUGAAGGACAUUCAUGUCGAUCAGUUUCGCCGCGGUAAACGGGCAACUGAUAUGUUUUUGGAAAACUUAACGGUUAACUAUUGUUUAACUUUAGUUACAUGAACAGAACUUGUGUCUCAGUCAUGUUUAGUCUAAAUCUUUAUUCAGUUAGUGGAAAUUCUGCCACUGUUAUAAGUAAUUAAAAUAACUGAUGCGUAACGUUAAUGUUGGUUAGAAAAUAAUGAAAUUCUAAUUCGUUGCGUUUUUCGUAAACAAUAAUGAAUAACUGCAUUUUAAAUGGACAAUUUACCUUGGAAGUCGAUCAACACAAAUCACUUUUCUAACCAACGCAAGUAACAAAAAAAGUAUUAAGAUUUUCUUUAUGAUAUUUUUAAUACUGAUUCACGUUAAAGGGAACCUAUCAGACAACAAAAAUAGAUGCACGUGAAGAAAAAGUAUGAAGCAGGGUAAUUUGCCAAAAAUCCAAUGCAAUGCAAGGCAUGAACCAAAGGACACUAUUGUUUUAUAAACAGAACACCACUUUGCUUUAAUAUGAGUAAAAGUUAUGAGUAAAGUUAUGUUAUAUGUUGCUAUUAUUGAAGUUAUUUUCGACUAAUACAACUUGUAUCCAUAAUCUUGAACUCUUUCAUUGACGGUAGAAUAUACUUAUCAGAAAACAGGAGAUUCAUCUCCGAGAGCUUUAUUCCGCUGACUCCUGUGCCCUUGUUUGAUCUGGCCAAUUAGAAAGCAUUUCUAUACUUUAAAAAUUAUCAUGGUAUCGCUUCUUGUAAUUAUCAAACCCGGCUUUUGCCACACAGCCUUUAAUCACCUGCCACAACUAAAUAAUCAUGUUUUUUAUACUUUCAUUUUCAUUUUGCGUUUCUAACUUAACGAUAUGUCAAUUCUAUUAAUGAUAUCCAUUAUGUGCACUACAUUUAAGGCGUACCAAAUUGCGUUCCUCGGCACUUCCUUUAUCAAAAUAAAACUCCCACGUGGACUAUUAUGUCUUGUCCAAUGAGGUCACUACAGAAACCUUAUGAGAGUGAUGUGACUCACGAUCAGGGUGGUAUGCUGUAAAUAUCUAAAUAUCUUUUCCCUUAAUAGAGCUUGAUAACAAAAAAGGCAUUAGGCAAAAGAUAGUCAUUCUAUGUCAACAUCAUUUUGCAUCGUGCGCGGAUAUUGCCAUGUAAAAUUAAUCGUGUUGAUUUUUAGUUACAUGCUUCCUCAAGAUAUUAUUUUUUCAUCAACGGGAAAAAAAGAGGUGAAAUUAUAUUCAUCUGUAACAUUUUGUUCGCAACGAAACUGAUUCAUGUUAGAGUCAUUAAAAUAUACCGUUGAUAUUGUACAAUAAAAAAUGCAAAUUAGACAGUCUUUGAUGAAUAAAUAAAUAUCACGGCAAUUGCGUCUCACGUCAAAAGCUGACAUCAGUUCAGUGGUUAAAGUUUCUGCUACUUUGAAAAAAUAUGGUGCUUGAAAUUUUUGCCAGCUUAUGGCGAACCAACGACUAAACAAAGCCGCAAAGCGCAAGAUUACCUGAUACAAAUUGAAAUUAAAUAAUCAGCCGUUGGCCAGGGGACAGUGCAACAGACUGUGAUGAAAAACAAAGAGAGGUGGAGGAAAAUAAGAUAAAGGCAAGUGUAGUGGAAUAAGGCAUUUUGCCUGUAUUGUCAAACAUAUGCCAGAGCCAACGGGCCACAGGGAAAUGCAUGUUUUGUUUUUAAGCACACUUUUUUCUGUGGAGUGAAUGUGAUUUAUGCGUCGUUGGAUGACAAUAGUUUUUAGAAUGUUUACAACAAACUUGUUUCAUUUCUUUUCACAAAAUUAAUUCAUAUCUUUUGCACUCGGUUAGAUAUCGAACAUUCAUAAUUGUCCCGCCAAAGAACCACUCUUUUUUUAGUGAAAGUAUGUUUACAUUCACGUGAGGCCAACUAAUAGCAGCUUAUCUGUUUGUCUCAUUACCUUAGUUAUGACCCUUUCAAGAUCACGUUCUUAUAGAUUGUCAACAGUUAACCAAAAAAACGUCCAAUGUAAACUGCGCUUUUUUGUCUUUGAUAACAUCCUUGGAUAAAAUCUGGAUGAAGACAAGGCUGUAUGAAGACCCGAUGCCGGUAUUUUAAUAAGUCAGUUUACAAUAUCUUAUCCACGCAUAUAGGCAGUGAACUUAAGUUGAAAUUCCUUUUUUACGCUAGAAGUUACAUGACGGUUGACUGAAUAGAGCUACGCUCAGGCUACAGGUUAAACGCGAAGGUUUAAACAAGACUUGGUCAAAACAAACACAAUACCAGCCUGAUUUACAAAUCUCUUGACAGUGUUGUGUUGUGGUUAUUUUUCGUGACCCAAUAUCGCUUAAUAGCAGUAAUAUACUAUCGAGUUUGAAUAUGUUAAGUAUAAAUCACUUUCAAACCAAAAGAAACUGCACAAGCGUCACCAUACUCGUUCGGAAAGAGUCAUCUGGUUUUUCACACAAGAGGUUCUACCCAGGCACCAUUUUUCAGCUACAAAAGACAAAAUAAUUGUUACCGCACACANCAAGACUUGGUCAAAACAAACACAAUACCAGCCUGAUUUACAAAUCUCUUGACAGUGUUGUGUUGUGGUUAUUUUUCGUGACCCAAUAUCGCUUAAUAGCAGUAAUAUACUAUCGAGUUUGAAUAUGUUAAUUAUAAAUCACUUUCAAACCAAAAGAAACUGCACAAGCGUCACCAUACUCGUUCGGAAAGAGUCAUCUGGUUUUUCACACAAGAGGUUCUACCCAGGCACCAUUUUUCAGCUACAAAAGACAAAAUAAUUGUUACCGCACACACUUUUUUUCAUCUACCGUAUUGUUCGUAUCUUAGCCACCAAUCACACCGUUAGCAGACUGAUGAGCCGUGACUACGCAUUAUGCACUAUGCAACAACGUGCUCAAGCAACUGCUGCUAAGGAUUAUAUUAGAACUAUAAGAAUAUCAAAAAUAGGAAAAUAACAUCUUAAAAAGAGUGUUAGAAAGUAUCUAGUGAGAUAGCACAGAAAACACGCUGUUAUUGUCUUGAGUGAAGCCUCUCCGCAGAGUAUUCCUUGCUUACAUAUCUGUGCAAAAAUUGGGCGUGUUUAAAGUCGGCAAGUCGGCGAGUUUCUAGGUAUUUUGUACUCAUAUCGAACAAGCUGAAUGAAAAUAAGACUUCACCCACUUGAAAAGAAAGAAAAGAUCAAGAGCUGGUUUAAAUUAUGCUGCGACUAGGGAUGUCAAAAGUUAGUUAACGUAGUCAAGUCAGUCCAUGAUCUAUCCAACAACGUCAAUGAAUGCCUGUGAAAACAUACAACAUUUACAAAAUCUCUCCGGCAUCUUACACAGAAUACCACGUAACUUAAAAUAGCUCUGAGUCAAGUAAUAAGUUCAUCAGUAAUAAAAACGAUUUGGCCUAAAGCCACCAAGCUCCCGGGCCACCAUUUUACGUCCUUGGCAAAUAGCAAUUGCGAAAACAAUUCUUGCCUUACGGACUCAUUGUUACAGAAUAAUAUUCAAAACCACGGUCCCAAGAUAACCAAAUUUUUACACUUCAUUUUUCCUGCGGUUAGAUUGUUUACCAUGUGAUCACAAGUAUCGAACUGAAAGUCUCUACACAUUUAGCCCCAAGGCAUAUUAUAAGGUAGUCGUAGACAAAACUGUGCUUUAAACUUGUCAUUUCAAACAAUAUCCUUGAGAACGAGAGAGGAUAAUUACCCCUUUGCAUUGGUCCUUUCUUUCUCAAAACUAAUAUGAGACUCAGAUAAAGACGCACCAAGUUUUUACCAUCUUUUUCAGGGAAACGUAUAGUUUCCAGUACUCGUCUGGUUAUUCCUGAGGUGACAUUGGUUUGUACCAAUGUAUCGUAGCGUUAGCUUGUUAAAUGAAGCGCAUUUGGAAAGGCCAAAACCAUGCGAAGUAAGAAGACCAGUCCACUACAACAAUAAGUUUUAAAACACCAAAGAUUUAAAAACAGGUCACUGACAAGUAAAAACAAAACUUAUACGUAUGUGCUGAUGUUAGUAUUGAAUAUACAUUUUAAAGUUUACAAAGGAGAGACUUGAUGCACUAUGCCUUCCGCCUUUUGAAUAUAAAAUUCCAUCAAUUUUCAUUCUGUCUUGUUCGUUUGAAUGACAAGAAAACACUGCUUUUAUUAUGGAAAUGGAAAUGCCCUUAUCCUCAAGGUUAUGCGCUAGUCAACGGAAAAUUCGAGGUGAUACUAAAAAUCGAAGGCGUAACAAAACGAGGAACGCAACAUCGCAGAAGUCCGACAAUUCGAGGCUAGAAAUGGUUGCUUGAUACUGACUGGCCCGGCGAUAAUCGCUCAAUGCCAAACUUAGCACUUCCGUCCCUCAUUACUUAUCCUAAGUUUCUCAUUCUCACUGUUCACGUAACUUCCUUGCAUAGGACGCUUCGAGACGUGACUGCGUAGGGAAGGCAAACUUCACGCAAAAUUACCAACAAUUAACCUGCCUGUUUUAAAAUUGUUUUUUUUGGUCGUGCACAAGUGCACAUGACGCGAGGAAAUACGCUGGAUGAAACUAUUGAAGCAAAUUACAAAGACUGACUACAGCACAAAUAACAAAGUAAUUCAAACAAGAUGGAUACUUUUCAAAACUAGUUCUCACAAAGAAAUUGUGCAAGACAUGCGACAGGUAAACCACAAUUUAAGCUACAGUUAUUUUAGUUAUUAUUGCACGAAGAGAGAAAGUUAUUAAAAACAUUGACGAAGAAAGCAAAGUAUUUUUGCACCUUUAAGCUGUUGUGUCGUUGGCCAUAAUUCAUUUUUUUAAACAGUUAUCACUAAGGCAAUCCUUAUUGACCAAUACUUUUUACUGUCAUUUCCACAACAGCAAUGCUGCACUGCUAAACUAAAAGCGACAUUAACUGGAAGUCUGGAAGUUGUUAUUUAAACGCUCAAAUCUCCUAAAAAACGAUACGAGGAAAAAUACUUAUCAGGGCAUAAGACUAUUUCCACUUUAUAUUCAGAAAAAGGUUUCCAUUUUCCCCUUUCGUGCGCGGCUUAAUGCAUAACAUGAGAACGGCUUACUUCAGGUUAUUGUCAGUAAUUCUGAGUAAUUGUCUUAGUCCGCGGUCCGUUGGAAAUUUUCAGUAACCAAACGAUGAACCAUUUUUCUCAGUGCUUUGUGUACCAGCCAACUGCCGAAAAAACAGCUUUUUCAGUCCAUACAUCUCUAACUAACUAUGUUGUCUUUUCAAAAAGUUCUCCAGUGCCCCGAUAAAAAGCAAUCUCUCCAUUCAGCUCAUUUUUUAUCUUUCGUGAGUAAUAAAUAACAAAGUCUUUGUUAAAACCGACACACAAAUCCGUGUAAUACGUUGCAUCCUAAUACUAUUUCCAGCAAUUGAAUAUUAGCCAGUCACUUGCUUUCACGGAAAUCGGUGGAAUUCUCACAUCUCGGAAUAAUUAUUUGGUUCUGCUCGCGGCUGCAAUUGAGUGGAAUUUAAUUUUAACAAUACAAAAGAAAAAUCUUUUCAAGAGGAAAUCCUUUUCAGGUGUUGCAAGAAAACCACGCCAAUCCAUUGUAAUGGUUAAGCCUUAGGCCAUGUAUCAGUCCAACACUGUAUAGCUGUCAUUGGAAACCAAGAAAGGCAUGAACGAAUACAAAUUCGCAUUGCAUUCAAAACUCUGAACUGCUGACAAGAACCACCUCAGUUGUGUAAACGAGUGAGUUGGUGAGUUUGAUUGCCAAGAAGCGGCAUCUUCGGCAUCAUCUUUUGUGCGAUCAGUGAAUGUUUUACGUAUCACUGAUCAAAUACGCAUCAAGGUAGUAUUCUUCUUUCAUUGCGUUUGGUUUCUUAUGCUUCCUUAACCAGUUUAUGCGGCCUCCAGUACGAGUGGUAGUUGAAGGUAGUAUACUAUCUCCUCAGGUGUUGAAAAUAUAUUUCUUACACAAAAAGAGGAAACAACUGUAUUUCCUCUUCUUACUAUUAAUAUUUUUUUGUAGAGUAACCCAAUUUUUCGCCUCUUCAUUAACACAUGAAUUACCACCCAGUUUUUGUAUGGGGUGCCCAUUUUUUUUCUUACUUUUUGCUUGCUUUGACUCCAUUUUAAAGGGUUCUGUUUAGUUCUAUUAAUACAUGUAUAAAACGACAAUUUUUGAACAUCGUGUAAUUUCAACAGAAUUCUUAGUGGACCCACUUCAAUUCAAAAAACGUAAAACCAACCAAUAAAUUUAAAACCAGCGUCUAAACAGGAAUAAAAAAAUGUAAAUAUACGGUGCGCAUCUAGAGGAGCUCGGCGACCCUGCGUUCUAAGAGAACGUUCAUAUCAUUUAAGAAAAAAAAGUAAUUUUAGCAAACGAAAUUGAACAUAACCAGUAGGCUUUAAGCCAAAAAUAAUUAUCUUAUCUAAGGAUGAAUAAACGCCUGAGUCAUUAUAUAAACACGAAAAAAUAAAUUUUACAAGGCAUAUGUAAAAACAACACGUAUUGUAUCCAAAAACGGCUGUGUGAAUUGCACAAUAGACCUUUUUACCGAUACGGCGGCCAUAUUGAAUUAAUUCGAUUUAAGGAGUAUUAAAGAAUGCCCAGGGGGCAUGAGCACAUUUCGCUUGUAUUUUCCGGCGCUUUUCGGGACAUUUUUUCUUAAAGUUUUCUUAGAAUAAGAUUGUAAUGGGAAAAAAGAUCCUUGUGCCAUGUUUGGAUGUAAUAAUGAUCGCCUUUUUCUACAGUGUAGUUAUGUAUUAGAAAUAUGGUCUUUCACUGUAUAUUUCUCCGGAAAAAGGCGAUCAUUAUUACAUCCAAACACGGCAAAAUGAUCUUUCUUCCCAUUACAAUCUUAUUCUAAGAAAAAUUUACGAAAAAAUGUCCCGAAAAGCGCUCGAAAAUACAAACGAAAUGUGCUCAUGCCCCCUGGGCAUCCUAUAAUACUCCUUAAAUCGAAUAAACUCAAUAUGGCCGCCGUAUUGGUAAAAAGGUCUAUUGGUGUAAAAGCAUGAGUUCAUCGUGUAGCAACACGAAUAAUUAUAUAUUCAUUCACAAAAUGAAAGCUGAGCAACAGUUAGAGAGAAUAUAUUAUAAAUGAGACUACUGAGGGCAAUUUUAAGGACAUCGUAAUUCGCUUCUAGUCUCCUACACUUAAAAGAAUAAGGUUUGUAAUAAGAUGCCAGUAUGGAACUUUCUAGGUGCGACAUUUACAACAUGAAAAUUACUAUUAAAGAUCACAGCCAAGAGAAAGCAUAAAAGAGCAAGCACGAUCAACCUUAGACUGUGCAAAAAUCUCCGGGAAAAUACCCUGCCAAAGCUGCAUUUGAUGAUUAAUUUAUGUUUUUCUCACUUUCUCUACUAGGACUGGACGACCCAACAGAAAAAAAAGAAAAAAAAGAAUUUCUGACAAACCAGCAAAACUAUAUCAUUCAGCAAGGAUUCAGUUGGAAAGCGGGAAGAGAGUUACAGUCUUCAACCUACAACGCGUCAAUUAGACUACAUAUCGUUUGUUCCCUUAAAAGCUGAGUAGUUCGCUGAAACGCGAAGAAAGGAAGCGAACAGAAUAUUAGCAGUGCCAGUACUGUAGGCCACUUAUUCUCGCCGGAAAUUUGUCAAGAACUAAACAUGAAUAACACAACUCAAAACGACAUGAACAAUGCAUCUCAAACGACAAGUGACGACCUAGGUGACGUGGAGAGACACAUUCUUCUGGCAUUUUACUCCACUGUGUUAGUGCUAACCGUGCUCGGAAACACUCUGGUAUGCGUCGCCAUUUAUGUCGACCUGCGCUUGCGCAGUCCAACUAACUGGUUUAUAGCAUCAUUGGCAGUGAGCGACCUUUUUUACGGGCUCGCAGGCCUACCUUUUCGUAUUGCAUCCAUGCUAAGAGUCAUGCCUAAUACUGCAGUGUGCUCGCUAUGGGUUUGGAUAGACAUGAUAUGCGCCGCUGCCUCUAUGGCUAACUUAGCAGUGAUAUCAGUAGACAGAUAUUUAAAAAUAACCAAACCAUUUGCUUACCAUAAAAAUAUGACAAAACGGCGCUCGUUUGGUGCUAUUGGCGGCGUGUGGAUUUACGCAUCCACUCUAGCGUCGCUGUCUAUUAUCAGGUGGCCUGGAGCGGGAGGCGUAUAUGUGGAUCCCGUUACUGGAAUGUGCCCGAAUGACAAUGGAGUGUUCUAUACUGUGGCUAACAUUGUGGCUUUCUUGGUUCCGCUUAUUGUGCUUUGUGUUAACUACUCAAUGAUUUUGCGGACGGCCUGGAUUCAGUUCAAAAAAAUGCAACACAGUAUUGUGAAUACCAGCAGCAAAGAAGAUAAACGUAAACAGAAGAGUGUUACGCGGGACUUCAAGGCCACUAAGACCUUGGCUAUAGUUCUGUUAACCUUUACUAUCUGUUGGGCACCGUUUUUCAUCAUGUUCACCAUCCAACAAUACGACCCCCUAUUCCUGGCGGGCCUUCCACAAGAUCUAGGCAACGGUAUUAUUUACACCGUCUACUUUGUGCUACCAAAUAUAAACAGUGCGUGCAAUCCAGUGAUCUAUGCAUACUUUAACAGUGACUUCCGGCGUGUGUUUAAAAGGUUAAUGUUCUCUGCCUGCGAUAAGGAUCUUCGUAACUAUGGAGGCCGCACUAAGAGAAAAAGCUCGUUAACUAGCUUUUUCCAAAGCACUUUUGUAAGACGAGGAAGUCCACCGACGCCCACGGACGAUGGAAAUCACAAUUACAAUCACAUUCACAGUCCGUCAAAUAACCAUGAUGAGAAGGCCUUAUUCAUAAAUGGAGACACUGUGAUUACAGAAGUGUGACACUGGCCAACGUUUGUGAGGAGUUAUAAUCAAAGAAGUCAAACAACAUGACCCCCAGAGAUCAUGUGACAUGGUCACGCAAAAGCAUCAAACAAAAUGGAAUAUGAGGGAUCAAAUGAGGCCACACUGAAACGAGCUAAAAUCUAUGUUGUGCAGAUCAUUACGGUGAAAAUAACGAUCAAGCUACGUUAAGUGGCAAAGGAAUUACUUCUGUCACCGGUAAUGAAAAGAGGCAUGAGCCGAUAUGAGUCAUUAAAAAUGGCCAUACAAAUCAACUGGAACAUUCUGAAAUUAUCACUAUCAUUACCAUAGUAUAGAACAAUAUUACAAGUCGUUUGAUACUUAGUAGGUUUAUCAUGCUGCUAUGUUACAUACCUUAAAAAGCAUUACCAAAGGGGUAAAUCCAGUUAACUGCAUCCAUCACUUUAAGUUUGUUUCAGUAGCAUGGAAAUACAUCCAAUCAAGUGAACUGUGUUAUAUGAGAGUUUAUCACUGACAGAAAGGAUGCCUAGGAUAAGUAGAGGAAUAAAUAGAUAAUAAGGUUGCAUUCGAUUGGGAAAUCUGGAUUCAGAUUUUGAAACCCGGAUUUCGGAUUUUGCAAUCAAAGGCGAAAUCCAGAAACAGAUUUCACCUCUGAGAAAUCCGUCCUCAGGGUGGAUUUCAAUUAAGAAAUCCAAAUCCGGAUUUCAUGGAUUUCCCUUUUACCGUUCGAUUGGGAAAUCUGGAAAAGGAUUUGCAAAACUAUUCUCGUGAACAGCGUUCUUCUUUUUACUUAUUAUGCAAACGCAUGCAAGACCGCUGUUCUUAAGGACAGUUUUUCCAAUCCUUGAAAGGAAAUCCAAAAACAGAUAUCCAAGGGUUUAAAUCCGUUUUCGGAUUUCACAUUCGAAUGAAAAUUCAAAAUCCAGAUUUCAAAUCUAAAACCAGAUUUCCCAAUCGAACUGCCUUCACUAUUUUUCAUCAUUAUUUUAGGCAUAAUGCUUCAUAUAGUGAUACAUACAGAAUAUAAAUGCUACAAAAAGGGUUGCACAUGUGAAGAGGUAUUCUUAAAUGAAGUACUCUAGACUUAAAACAUUACACACCUAUACUGGAAGGGAUUAAAAAAAAAACACAAACUUGCAACCCAUUUCUAGAGCUAAUUAUAUACUCAAUCAAUAAUCCCCUUAGUUUGCACUAGUCAGACGUUCACAAGACAAUUACGCAAAAAAAAAUGAAAAAGCAAGACAGCUGUCUUUAACUCUUGGUCGCAAAAAGUCUUUCUGGUCCACAGUAUUUGACUGACCAUAAAGUCAUGUUGAUUGUGCACAUAAGUUUGCGCCCUCUCAAAUGCAAAUGAAAGAGAGGAUAACUUUUUGCUAUCUUACUCAUUAGAGCUUUGUAAGGAGAUACUGGGCGUGAUCCAUUCAACCAAAAUUCAGACCAGUCUAACCGUGAAAACUGUCCCACCUCAAAAGGUGGACCAGUUUUUUUGAAACUUUUCCGCUUGGACUGAAGCGAUCCAUUGAGUUUUGGACCAAAAUUUCCAGAAAUUUUGGUUGAAUGGAUCGUGCCCAUCGUAUACACAACGGUCAUCAGAAAAAAGUGAAAGAAUUGUAUAUUAUUAAAAGAUAGAUACAUGUCACAGCUGCUGUAUAGCACAUUAGUUAUAUAUAUUAAAUAUAUUAGUGUACAUAGCAUUUUUUCAAAAAAUAUAUCAGUCAGAUUGCCUCUUUGUGUUAGCAAUUUUAGUUCCUUUAUUUUUGAAUAGCACAUUAGUUAUAUAUAUUAAAUAUAUUAGUGUACAUAGCAUUUUUUCAAAAAAUAUAUCAGUCAGAUUGCCUCUUUGUGUUAGCAAUUUUAGUUCCUUUAUUUUUGUUACAUGUAGUGUCCAAUUUUAAAUUGUCAUAAUGAAACAGAGAACCUAAAUUGCAUGUUAUCAGUCUUGGAAACAUUAUUUUCUUGGACACACAAAGCCAAAAUUGGUGCGGGUCUGAUCAAGCUCAAAACCUCUUCUUGUUAUUCUUCAAGUUUAUAAAAAGUUGUAUCGUCCAUGGCUGGCCAUAUACAGCUGUAAAGUGUUCAAAGAAUGUAAUGUUUGAAGAUUUUCCACAAAUGGAACAGUCCAUUAUCUUGUCAUAGACAUGCACCUUACAGAAGGCCUGAUUUGAAGAGGGCUUUUCUUGACUUUUUGAGCUCCCAACCACUCCUCUGACCCUUGGUGAAGGGCAGGAUUAAACAGAUACCGAUAGGCCAUUUCCAAGUCCUAAAUACCUUCACUUUCAAAGGAAAGUAAAACCUUUCUUAUGAUUAUGACUUUAAUUUACAUUUUCAUAUCAAUGGCUUCGCACUUGGCCUCAGGCCAUCCCCCUUUUUUUUCGUUAAGCGCCAAAUGCAUUUCCUGAUAUUGGGUCCGUCGGUCGGGAUGAAAAAAAAAAACCUAAAAAAAAUCACAAGAAGUCUCGGAAUAGGAGGCCCUGGUAUCCCGGGACGAUGUUAAAAGUUAACAAUCACAUAUUUGGAUUAUGAAAUUGCACAGUAUACUGUAAAAACUGUUCAUAUUUUUCUUCCUGUUUUUCUCAAUGCUGUUACUAUGCUCAUUUUUCAGAUUAAAAGAAUUAUUUCAAGUGAGAAAUGGAUUAACUGCCUAGUUAUUUAUUAUUUUUUUUUGGAAAAAAAUGCCAAAGAUUUGGGUCGGUUGGACGAAGGCAAACGGAGAAAAAAAAGAGGAUGGCCUCACUUUGAAAUAUGGGCUUGGGGCAAUUGAACUUGGAAACGAUCUAUUCAAGAACCUCGUGACUGGGUUUUUCUAAAAGAGUACAAAAAGUCCGUCUCUUUUAAGAACACGGAAAUGAGAUUCCUUCCAAAUCACUUUACUUUUCAAUGUUUAUUUGAAGAUUUUACAUCAGAAUAGACCUUGUCACAGUUUUCAACGCCAUCUCGCCGAGUAGGCAAACCCGUGAGAAAUUACAGUGUUUGUAUGAGAAUCUAAUUUCAAAUAAUUUCCGUAAAACGACUCUUUUAAAAAAAUAUAUGAACUGUAAACUAAAGCUUCACUCUUAAGGAUUCUACUGAAAAAAUUUGAGGUCGUUACAUGCGCUAGAAGAACUAGAACCUUUUUUAAAAAUUUUCUAUACAUUUGUCUGUAAAAAUUUCCCGGGAAAAAUUGCAGACAAAUAUAUGGAAAAUCUAAAACAAGCUUCUGAAGAAAUUUAAGCAUAGUAACGGCCCCCAAAAUUUGUUUGUAAAAUACUUUGCUGUGUAGCUUUAGUUUACAGUUCAUAUUUUUUCCAGAACAGCCGUUUUACGGAAAUUAUUCGACAUUGGAUUCUCAUACAAACACUGUAAUUUCUCACGCGUUUGCCUACUCGUCAAGAUGGCGUCGAAAACCGUGACAAGGUCUAUUAUCAAGUUCCCUGCCUAACAUGGCAUCAGAGACAUACGGUGAUACCCCUGCAUGUGCUCUAUUCUUAAUCAUGCUAUUUUCCCCACUGCCAGUGUACAAGAAAUGCAGACUACAGACUAAGAAACUGUCAGGUAAACAAUGUCAUGUAAUGCUCUCAAAACUAUGGAAGACUUAAAGUUUACAAUAGAUAUUUUUUGCAGAACAGCCGUUUUACGGAAAUUAUUCGACAUUACAUUCUCAUACAAACACUGUAAUUUCUCACGCGUUUGCCUACUCGUCAAGAUGGCGUCGAAAACCGUGACAAGGUCUAUUGCAGACUGAAAAUAUAUACCAGACAUUUACCUUUGCUCGUCAACAAGCUGCAGUAGCUGCUCAAUUUCCCGCCAAGUUUAAACCGAGGCUCGCAUGGCUUAGCCCCAGGGCCCACGCGGCUGACCUACUUGUAAUUUUGAUGGGUUUGGGGGGGUCUUGAGAAGGCAGUUUCUUUCACAUUUCUUCCUAUUUGCGUACAUAAAUACGCAUAAUUUAGGCGAAGCGAAGAAAUUCAUUUGGACACCAUCCCAGGCGAAGAUACUUACCUUAGAGGUGGGACUCGCCCUGCCUUUCCAUGAUGCAAAGUCAGCUUUGAAGAGAGUACAAGUAAACAAAUAUUCCUCUCAUCACAAUCUCUAACUUUUUAAACAUACCCUUCCCUAUGAUAUCAGUAAGGAAUAGAGAACGAAAACGCGCCAACCCAUAAUGAAUUAUUGUACAAAGAUUAUAUCUUUUAUAAGGGAGCUCUGACCACUUGAUGUAUUUGCUCCCCUUUUGGCUAAAGGCUCCCGAACAAGUUCUAGGCUAGGUUGAUGAAAAGGAAUCUUUCCGCGCGCGGCGUGGCCGCUCCAAUUUGUCCCCAUUCCAUUGUUUCCGCACGCUUUCGUUCCCCUGCGCCAGCCUUCGAGCAUUUUACAGCCUAGACUUUCUCCAAGUCCUCCGCUUCGCAUUUCCGGUUCCGGCAGUUGGCCCUAGCGCGAAGGACGAGCUCUCACUCUCUCGUUCGCUUAUCAUUACUUAUCCUAAGUUUCUCAUUCUCACUGUUCACGUAACUUCCUUGCAUAGGACGCUUCGAGACGUGACUGCGUAGGGAAGGCAAACUUCACGCAAAAUUACCAACAAUUAACCUGCCUGUUUUAAAUUUUUUUUUUUUUGGUCGUGCACAAGUGCACAUAACGCGAGGAAAUAGGCAGGAUGAAACUAUACAAGCAAAUUACAAAGACUGACUACAGCACGAAUAACAAAGUAAUUCAAACAAGAUGGAUUCCUUUCGAAAAUGGUUCUCACAAAGAAAUUGUGCAAGACAUGCGACAGGUAAACCACAAUUUAAGCUACAGUUAUUUUAGUUAUUAUUGCACGAAGAGAGCGAGUUAUUAAAAACAUUGACGAAGAAAGCAAAGUGUUUUUGCACCUUUAAGCUGUUGUGUCGUUGGCCAUAAUUCAUUUUUUUUAACAGUUAUCAUUAAGACAAUCCUUAUUGACCAAUACUUUUUACUGUCAUUUCCACAACAGCAAUGCUGCACUGCUAAACUAAAAGCGACAUUAACUGGAAGUCUGGAAGUUGCUAUUUAAACGCUCAAAUUUCCUAAAAAACGAUACGAGGAAACAUACUUAUCAGGGCAUAAGACUAUUUCCACUUUAUAUUCAGAAAAAGGUUUCCAUUUUCCCCUUUCGUGCGCGGCUUAAUGCAUAACAUGCGAACGGCUUACUUCAGGUUAUUGUCAGUAAUUCUGAGUAAUUGUCUUAGUCCGCGGUCCGUUCGAAAUUUUCAGUAACCCAACGAUGAACCAUUUUUCUCAGUGCUUUGUGUACCAGCCAAUUGCCGAAAAAACAGCUUUCUCAGUCCAUACAUCUCUAACUAACUAUGUUGUCUUUUCAAAAAGUUCUCCAGUGCCCUGAUAAAAAGCAAUCUCUCCAUUCAGCUCAUUUUUUUAUUUUUCGCGAGUAAUAAAGAACAAAGUCUUUGUUAAAACCGACACACAAAUCCGUGUAAUACGUUGCAUCCUAAUACUAUUUCCAGUAAUUGAAUCAGUUAGCCAGUCACUUACUUUCACGGAAAUCGGUGGAAUUCUCACAUCUCGGAAUAAUAUUUGGUUCUGCUCGCGGCUGCAAUUGAGUAGAAUUUAAUUUUAACAAUACAAAAGAAAAAUCUUUUCAAGAGGAAAUCCUUUUCAGGUGUUGCAAGAAAACCACGCCAAUCCAUUGUAAUGGUUAAGCCUUAGGCCAUGUAUCAGUCUAACACUGUAUCGCUGUCAUUGGAAACCAAAAAAGGCAUGAACGGAAACAAAUUCGCAUUGCAUUCAAAACUCUGAACUGCUGACAAGAACCACUUCAGUCGUGCAAGUGAGUGAGUUGGUGAGUUUGAUUGUCAAGAAACGGCAUCUUCGGCACAUUUGUUAUGCGAUCAGUGAAUAUUUUUUGUAUCAGUGAUCAAAGACGCAGCAAGGUAGUAGUCUUCCUUCAUUGCGUUUGGUUUCUUAUGCUUCCUUAACCGGCUUAUGCUGCCUCGAGUGGUAGUUGAAGUACUACCGUCUCCUCUUGUGUUGAAAAUGAAUUUCUUACGCAAAAAGAGGAAACGAGUGUAUUUCCUCUUAGUAUGUUACAAAAAACAAAUAAUCGAUGUUAUCUUACUAUUAAUAUUUUUUUGCAGGGCAACCCAAUUUUUCAUUAACAAGUUUGGUUUCUCCUUCCACCCUCUGGCACAUAAAUUACCACCCAGCUUUUGUAUGGGGUGCCCAUUUUUUUCUUACUUUUUGCUUGCUUUGACGCCAUUAGAAGGGGUUCUGUAUAGUUCUGAUAUAAAACGACACGUUAUGAACAUCAUAUAAUUUCAACAGAAUUCCUAGUGGAUCCACUUCCAAUCAAUAAACGAAAAACCAACCAAUAAAUUUAAAACCAGCGUCCAAACAGGAAUAAAAAAAAUGUAAAAAUAUGGUGCGCUGCCGCAUCUAAAGGAGCUCGGCACGACGCUGCGUUCUUAGAGAGCCUUCAGAUUAUUUAAAAAAGUAAUUUUAGCAAAUGAAGUUAAAUAUAAUCAGAUGGCUUUGAGCAAAAAUUAUUAUCUUAUCUAAAGAUAAAUAAAAGCCUGAGUCGUCAUAUGAACACGAAAAAAAUGGAUUUUACAAGGCAUAUGUAAAAACACGAAAAUGAAUACAGACGCAAAACGUAUUGUAUCCAAAACCGGCUGUGUGAAUUGCCAAGCAUCGGUUCAUCGUGUAGCAACACGAAUAAUUAUAUAUUCAUUCACAAAAUGAAUGCUGAACAACAGGUAGAGAGAAUAUAUUAUAAAUGAGACUACUGAGGGCAAUUUUAAGGACAUCGUAAUUGUUUUCUAGUCUCCUACAACUGUAAUAAGAUGCUAGUACGGAACCAGAGCUCUGGUACGAAACUUUCUAGAUGCGACAUUAACGAUUUGAAAUUACUUUUAGAGAUCAUAAGCCAAGAGAAAUCAUUAAAAACCAAGUACGAUCAACCUUACACUGUGUAAAAAUCUCCGGGAAAAUACCCUGCAAAAACUGCAUUUGAUGAUUAAUUUCUGCUUUUCUCACUUUCUCUAAUAGGAUUGGAAGACCCAACACUUAACUGAGAGGAAAAAAAAAGAAUUUGUGACAAACCAGCAAAACUAUAUCAUUCNGACAAGAACCACUUCAGUCGUGCAAGUGAGUGAGUUGGUGAGUUUGAUUGUCAAGAAACGGCAUCUUCGGCACAUUUGUUAUGCGAUCAGUGAAUAUUUUUUGUAUCAGUGAUCAAAGACGCAGCAAGGUAGUAGUCUUCCUUCAUUGCGUUUGGUUUCUUAUGCUUCCUUAACCGGCUUAUGCUGCCUCGAGUGGUAGUUGAAGUACUACCGUCUCCUCUUGUGUUGAAAAUGAAUUUCUUACGCAAAAAGAGGAAACGAGUGUAUUUCCUCUUAGUAUGUUACAAAAAACAAAUAAUCGAUGUUAUCUUACUAUUAAUAUUUUUUUGCAGGGCAACCCAAUUUUUCAUUAACAAGUUUGGUUUCUCCUUCCACCCUCUGGCACAUAAAUUACCACCCAGCUUUUGUAUGGGGUGCCCAUUUUUUUCUUACUUUUUGCUUGCUUUGACGCCAUUAGAAGGGGUUCUGUAUAGUUCUGAUAUAAAACGACACGUUAUGAACAUCAUAUAAUUUCAACAGAAUUCCUAGUGGAUCCACUUCCAAUCAAUAAACGAAAAACCAACCAAUAAAUUUAAAACCAGCGUCCAAACAGGAAUAAAAAAAAUGUAAAAAUAUGGUGCGCUGCCGCAUCUAAAGGAGCUCGGCACGACGCUGCGUUCUUAGAGAGCCUUCAGAUUAUUUAAAAAAGUAAUUUUAGCAAAUGAAGUUAAAUAUAAUCAGAUGGCUUUGAGCAAAAAUUAUUAUCUUAUCUAAAGAUAAAUAAAAGCCUGAGUCGUCAUAUGAACACGAAAAAAAUGGAUUUUACAAGGCAUAUGUAAAAACACGAAAAUGAAUACAGACGCAAAACGUAUUGUAUCCAAAACCGGCUGUGUGAAUUGCCAAGCAUCGGUUCAUCGUGUAGCAACACGAAUAAUUAUAUAUUCAUUCACAAAAUGAAUGCUGAACAACAGGUAGAGAGAAUAUAUUAUAAAUGAGACUACUGAGGGCAAUUUUAAGGACAUCGUAAUUGUUUUCUAGUCUCCUACAACUGUAAUAAGAUGCUAGUACGGAACCAGAGCUCUGGUACGAAACUUUCUAGAUGCGACAUUAACGAUUUGAAAUUACUUUUAGAGAUCAUAAGCCAAGAGAAAUCAUUAAAAACCAAGUACGAUCAACCUUACACUGUGUAAAAAUCUCCGGGAAAAUACCCUGCAAAAACUGCAUUUGAUGAUUAAUUUCUGCUUUUCUCACUUUCUCUAAUAGGAUUGGAAGACCCAACACUUAACUGAGAGGAAAAAAAAAGAAUUUGUGACAAACCAGCAAAACUAUAUCAUUCAGCAAGGAUUCAGUUAGAAAGCAGGAAGAGAGUUAUCCUCAACCUACAACGCGUCAAUUAGACUACAUAUCGUUUGUUCCGUUAAGAGCUGAGUAGUUCGCUGAAACGCGAAGAAAGGAAGCCAACAGAGCCUCAGCAGUGCCAGUACUGUAGGCCAACUAUUCUCGCCGGAAAACUGUCAAGAAGUAAACAUGAAUAACACAACUCAAAACGACAUGAACAAUACAUCUCAAACGACAAGUGACGACAUAGGUGACGUGGAGAGAAACAUUCUUCUGGCAUUUUGCGCCAUUGUGUUAGUGCUAACCGUGCUCGGAAACACUCUGGUAUGCGUCGCCAUUUAUGUCGACCUGCGCUUGCGCAGCCCAACUAACUGGUUUAUAGCAUCGUUGGCAGUGAGCGACCUAUUUUAUGGGCUCGCAAGCCUACCUUUUCGUAUUACAUCCAUGCUAAGAGGCAUGCCUAAUGCUGCAGUUUGCUCGGUAUAUGUUUGGAUAGACAUGAUAUGCGCCGCUGCCUCCAUGGCUAACUUAGCAGUGAUCUCAGUAGACAGAUAUUUAAAAAUAACCAAACCAUUUGCUUACCAUAGAAAUAUGACAAAACGGCGCUCGUUUGGUGCUAUUGGCGGCGUGUGGAUUUACGCAGCCACUCUAGCGUCGCUGUCUAUUAUCAGGUGGCCUGGAGCGAAAGGCGUAUUUCUGGAUCCCGGGAAUGAAUUGUGCGUGAACGACAAUACAAUGUUCUAUACUGUGGCUCACAUUGUGGCUUUCUUGGUUCCGCUUACUGUACUUUGUGUGAACUACUCAAUGAUUUUGCGGACGGCCUGGAUUCAGUUCAAAAAAAUGCAACACAGUAUUGUGAAUACCAGCAGCAAAGAAGAUAAACGUAAACAGAAGAGUGUUACGCGGGACUUCAAGGCCACUAAGACCUUAGCUAUAGUGCUGUUAACUUUUACUAUCUGCUGGGCACCGUUUUUCAUCAUGUCCACCAUCCAACUAUACGACCCCCUAUACCUGGCAGACCUUCCACAAGAUCUAGGCAAUGGUAUUAUUUACACUUUCUACUUUGUGCUACCAAAUAUAAACAGUGCGUGCAAUCCAGUGAUCUAUGCAUACUUUAACAGUGACUUCCGGCGUGUGUUUAAAAGGUUAAUGUUCUCUGCCUGCGAUAAGGAUCUGCGUAACUAUGGAAGCCGCACCAAGAGAAAAAGCUCGUUAACUAGCUUUUUCCAAAGCACUUUUGUAAGACGAGGAAGUCCACCAACGCCCACGGACGAUGGAAAUCACAAUUACAAUCACAUUCACAGUCCGUCGAAUAACCAUGAUGAGAAGGCCUUAUUCAUAAAUGGAGACACUGUGAUUACAGAAGUGUGA